Elaeis guineensis (African oil palm) is the source of this 985-nucleotide messenger RNA. RefSeq lists its product as uncharacterized. The record is from RefSeq and is a predicted model, not a curated record. Lineage: Eukaryota; Viridiplantae; Streptophyta; Magnoliopsida; Arecales; Arecaceae.
CUUAUAUUUUUCUCGUUUUCACCACAAGAUCAUGGCUGCCUUGGGUAGCUUGAGCUCAUUGUUUGAGAAACCGCUGCCCGAAAACCCGACGCUCUUUGAUUCUCUGUCCUCGUGGAACCAAAUCAAGCCCAAGAAACCAGUGGAAAACUCGUCCUUCACCGAGAUCUUUGGUGAGCUCCACUUCCGAGAGAAGCCUGCACCGCCCACCAAUCCACCUUCUGAUGAAGAAAAAAAGAGUGGUAGAAAUGGCUACAGCUGUGAACCCAAGAGCAAUGGUGUCUUCUCUGCGAAGAAUUCAGAGACCCUGCAGCUGUGCACUGAAGGGCUCGGCUCCGAGAGCUCGGAUGAUGUCGACGACUUGAUGAAGGAAGGUGGUGAUGAUCGCACUGCUCUCGAGAAGGACAAGGAAACAGAAAGGCGUAUGCAUGGUCGUUACUCUAGAGGUUUGUCGGAGGUGCGGUCGAGGAGCGGUGGGGGCUUCCCGCCGCCGAUAUCGUCCAUCGGAAAGAGUGGCAAGCCAUGGAUCUCCUUCAGAUCUUAUAGGGAGGAUGGGAGGUUUGUUCUAAGAGAGAUCAGGAUCCCCACUCAUGAGUUCUUGCAGGCUUCGAGGGAAGACGGGCGACUCAAGCUCCAUAUGCUCCACCCAGAAGAACCCAUUUCAGAAGGAGAAGAAGAGCAACAACAAGAAGAAGAAGAAGAAGAAGAAGAGCAGGAUGAUGGAGGAGGAAGAGAAGAAGAGAAGGAAGUAGCUGAUGAAGAAGGGCAAGGCAAUUAGUAAUCCAUGUGGAUUGGCUCUAUGCCAUUUGUUAAGAAUUUCUUGAGGUAGUUUUGAAGAAAAACAGAGGGAAAACAAAGAAACAGAGCACAAAGAUUGUGGCAAAAAGGAGAACAGAGAGCAAAUAAUAAUGAGAGAUAAAGGGUUUCUACUGUUCUGUUCUUAAGCACGAUGAUAGUGAAUAAAUUAUAGCUUCAGGUUCUCGCUUCU